UGCAGCCGAAGCCGAGCCCCAGCGGCCGGCCGCGCCUCCCUCGCGUCUCCGCCGGGAGCCCGACGCCGCCACCGCCCUGCAGUCCCGGCCGGUCGCCAGCUGACGAGGGCAUGAGCUUGUCCCGCGGCCCCGCCGACCAAUCUCCCGCGGCCCGGGCCUCGGAGCCCAGUGGCGAGUGGAAAGAGCUAGAACAAUGCUGAGGUAGGCCAGGUGAGAGGAGCCCCGACGGACCUGACCUGACGGACCUGACCCCACGGAACAGGUGAUCGGACGAGCCGCAGGCCCGGCCACCUGGGCACCCCCUCCCACCCUCCCGGGCCCAGCCCCGCACCCCGAACACGGCCGGGCAACCAUGGCGACCAAUUUCAACGACAUCGUCAAACAAGGCUACGUGAAGAUGAAGAGCAGGAAGCUGGGGAUCUACCGGAGGUGCUGGCUGGUGUUCCGGAAAUCCUCCAGCAAAGGGCCCCAGCGGCUGGAGAAGUAUCCAGAUGAGAAGUCGGUGUGCCUCCGAGGCUGCCCCAAGGUGACUGAGAUCAGCAACGUCAAGUGUGUCACCCGACUCCCCAAGGAGACUAAGCGGCAGGCAGUGGCCAUCAUAUUCACCGAUGACUCAGCACGGACCUUCACCUGUGACUCAGAGCUGGAGGCAGAGGAGUGGUACAAGACCCUGUCUGUGGAGUGUCUUGGGUCACGGCUCAAUGACAUCAGUCUGGGAGAGCCUGAUCUUCUGGCUGCAGGGGUGCAGAGUGAGCAAACAGAUCGCUUCAACGUCUUCCUGCUGCCCUGCCCCAACCUGGAUGUGUAUGGUGAGUGCAAGUUGCAGAUCACCCACGAGAACAUCUACCUCUGGGACACGCACAACCCUCGCCUGAAGCUGGUCUCGUGGCCCCUGUGCUCUCUGCGCCGCUAUGGCCGGGAUGCUACACGCUUUACCUUCGAGGCUGGCCGGAUGUGUGAUGCGGGAGAGGGGCUCUACACCUUCCAGACACAGGAGGGAGAGCAAAUCUACCAGCGGGUCCACAGUGCCACCCUGGCCAUUGCCGAGCAACACAAGCGGGUCCUGUUGGAAAUGGAGAAGAAUGUGAGGCUGCUGAACAAGGGCACUGAACACUACUCGUACCCCUGCACACCCACUACCAUGCUGCCCCGCAGUGCUUACUGGCACCACAUCACAGGCUCCCAGAACAUUGCCGACGCCUCCAGCUAUGCCGGUGAGGGGUAUGGGGCUGCCCAGGCCAGCUCGGAAACAGACCUCCUCAACAGAUUCAUCCUGCUAAAGCCAAAGUCCAGUCAAGGGGACAGCAGCGAUGCCAAGACCCCCUCACAGUGACAGCAGGGCUGGUGGGCAGCGAUGACUGCUAGGCCACCGAUGACAGGGCUGGCUGCAGCCCCCUAUGAACAGCCUCCUGAGGCUGUUGGCCAAGAGCCAGAGAAGGGGAGCCAGGAGCUCCCUCCUUACCCCUAGGGUGAGGCUGGACCAAGGAACAGGGCUGGCCAUACCACUUGAGCAUGUGAGGGGCUGGAGCUACCACAAGACUAUAUACUUCUAAGGAUUUUAAUAUAUAUGGCUUAUGACAUUCUGUAUUAAUGAGAUUUUCCCCUCUAUCCUUCCCCACCAACACAUUUUUUAAGCCCGUGACCAGACCAUGGUCAAAGCUGUUUUUGAGGGCAGCUGUGUCUGUUCUCCACGGUACCAACCACCACCGCCCAGGACCUGGUUGAGCUGCUGGGACCAGGAAGGCGACAAUCAGAACUCAAAGCUGGCACUGCCUACUCCCUAAACAGCCCAGGGACCAGGACAGAAGGUGGCUUCUGUUCCUCUGGCCUUGAGUGGCACAGAAAGGCUAUGACUUCCGCUGUGCCACUUAGCAGCUUUGCACUUGGAGUUUUAAGCAGAGGUGACAUCUGGUUGGGCCUCGUUAUUUCUGCACAGGCUCCUUCCUGCUCAGUAGGCCAAGAUGCCCUGGGGGGAGGGGCGCCAAUUACCUCAGAGGUGGAGGGUGCUGGGGCUUGCUCCUGCCGGGGCUGGGCCAGGCAGGAAGGCCACGGCAAGAGUGCUAUGGGGAGCACCCUGCUGCCUCCUCACUAGCCAAAGGCGGACAGCACCCCAAGCAGAGUCCCUCACCCUGGGCUUGGCUGUCCUGUGCCAGGAAACUCAGAAUCCAGAGACUCUGCCCUCUCCUCCCUACAUGGUGCUGAGGCUCCCUGCUGAAACGCAAUUAAAGCAAUUGAUUUUCUAGUGCUGGUAUUUAUUGACUACCGUGCAGAAGGGCUAUCUUUCUACCCACAUCAAACCUUUGGUUGCGUGGUUCUUUUGUUUAUAUUGUUUUUUAAUACUAUGGACAGACCUUGUAAAUAACCACUAUUCAUGUUUGUGGCAGGAAGGGUGGUGGUGAUAGAGAGGUCCCCUCCCAGAGGUGCCCCACAGUCAGGGAGGUGGCGAAGCCAGCCCAACUCUGAGUGUGACCCAGGGACCGGCCACCCGAAAGAAGCCAGGCCGCAGAGGACCCAGGAGGGAGGCGGAGCGGGCUCUCAGCUAGUGGCACGAUGACGCAUGAAGGAGAUUAUGUUGUGCUCUUUAUUGCCAAAAAUAAAAACUUUCAAAAAGACAAGUACUGCUAAUCAAUAAGUAUCCCUUUCUCUGCACCAGCCUCUU
This is a messenger RNA of Perognathus longimembris pacificus (Pacific pocket mouse), 2659 nucleotides long. RefSeq names its product docking protein 4 (gene Dok4). Bases 353 to 1333 code for a protein of 326 amino acids. Gene Ontology annotation, cellular component: cytoplasm. NCBI's taxonomy places the organism in Eukaryota, Metazoa, Chordata, Mammalia, Rodentia, Heteromyidae. The transcript is spliced from 9 exons. The record is from RefSeq and is a predicted model, not a curated record. Gene Ontology annotation, biological process: cell surface receptor protein tyrosine kinase signaling pathway; positive regulation of MAPK cascade.